This is a messenger RNA of Mollisia scopiformis, 660 nucleotides long. RefSeq lists its product as uncharacterized. NCBI's taxonomy places the organism in Eukaryota, Fungi, Ascomycota, Leotiomycetes, Helotiales, Mollisiaceae. The transcript has a single exon. The record is from RefSeq and is a predicted model, not a curated record. Bases 152 to 388 code for a protein of 78 amino acids.
GUCUGCCUUUUUUGAUUAAUCUACACAUCUGUCUCUUCGAUAUCUUUCGCUAGUACACUUCUAUCUGUCAAUCAACUUUCGAGUAUAUCGUCAAAGUCAACUGCACCAACAAACCAACCCAUCCAACCAACCAACAAACCCAACAUACAAAAUGGUUUCCCAAUCCACAACUUUCACCACCACCUCCUCCCUCCUCAACCGAGGCCGCGGCGGCUACAACGGCCCCAACACCUCUUCCUCAGACGACGAAGACUCCCGCUCCUCCUCUUCCAUUUUCACGAACGCCGGCCGAGGCGGCUACAACGCCCCCCUCGUCGACAGCGGCCGCGGGGGCUACAACCGCGGCGACGACGACGAGGAGGAGGAUGGUCGCGGGGGCUACAAUUAAAUUAAAAUGCCAAAACAAAAAGCAAAAUCCUCCGAUACCGAGCGUCUGGCUCGGGUAAAGGGGGGAUACGAGAGGCGAGGCGAGAGGCGAGGCGGUCUACUUUUGGAAUAUUGGAAGGUUUAUUAUUUUUCGGUUGGCGAUUGGAUUGGAUUGGAUUGGCGGCAUUUGAGCGAGCGAGCGAAUGAGUGAGCGAAUUGGGAUUGAUUGCAUUGCGGCAAAGCGACGAGCGAUGGAAUGGAUGGAAUGGGCAGCAGCAGCAGCAGAUGAUAAUC